GAGUGGCGCAUGAAUACCUGCGCAUGCUUCAAAAGUUGGGCAUGUCGUGGACCUUGUCACACACAGGGGUGUUUGAACAAAGGGUCAUCCACAUUGGAGUUAAAGGAAGGACAUCACAGUUUUUAGGACGGACUUUCGCGGACGCAGUACUUGUUGUACUGUACGGCCUGGCAAGUCUACCGACUUUUGAAUUUUCACAAUGGCUUCUAACAUGGAUGGUGAAGUCGUGCCAAGUGUUGAUGAACAAGCUUUUGAUCCGGAACCUCCAACCUACGAUGCGGCCUUUCCUGCCCUUCCCUCUGAGUCUCGUCAUGAUCGUCCUCUUGUCAAUGCGGGACCAUGGCAGCCCAAAUUCCAAAGUCGCUCUUCCAGAUGUACACAGGUUUUUACAGUUCCAGUGGAAGAAAGAAAAUUCAGAGAAAUGAAUGAGCACAAGUUUGGAGAUGAAAGUGAACAGUCCAAAAUAUGCAAAGAUAUCAUGCAAAAAACAGGUGUUUCCAUUGAGAUUAGCCUUGCCAAAGAUCAGAGUAUGACGGUGGUUAUCAACGGUCGCUCAGAGAGUGUCUUAAAAGCAAGGCGAGAAAUUGUUGGCAAACUCCAGACACAGGCAAGCAUCACGAUCAAAAUUCCUCGUGAGCACCACCGCUUCAUCCUUGGCAAAAGUGGGAAGAAACUGCAAGAACUGGAGCUUACCACUGCCACAAAGAUUACCAUACCACGACCAGAAGAGAAUACUGAUAGCAUUAAGAUUUCGGGCACUAAAGAAGGGAUUGACAAGGCACGCCAUGAAAUUGAAUGCAUUUCAGAAGAACAGGCAAAGCUUGCAUUUGAAAGACUGCCCGUGCCAAAGGCGUAUCAUCCAUUUGUGUGUGGACCCUUCAACCAGAAUAUCAAGCAGUUGAUGGAAGAGACAGGGGCACGCAUUAAUGUCCCACCUGCCAGUGUGGACAAAGACGAGAUUGUUGUGUCUGGAGAGAAAGAGGGUGUUGCUAAAUGUAAACAAGUUAUCAUGGGAAUUUGUGAUGAAAAGAGAAGAAAAUGUCAGACUGUAUCAGUUGAGGUCAGCAAGUCUCAGCAUCGCUAUGUCAUAGGACCACGAGGAAGCAACAUUCAAGAAAUUUUGGCAGCUACAGGUGUUGCAGUUGAUGUUCCACCUCUGGAAACACCUUCUGAGACAAUCACUCUUCGGGGUGAGCAGGACAAGCUGGGCCCUGCUCUCACUAUGGUGUACUCCAAGGCCAACAGUGUCAUAUUCUCGGAUGUAGUAGCACCAGCAUGGUUGCAUCGAUUUGUGAUUGGUCGAAAAGGGGCCAGCAUUAAAAAAAUCACUGAGGACUUUCCAAAGGUUCACAUUGAGUUCACUGAAGGUCAGGAUAAGAUCACUGUGGAAGGGCCACCAGAGGAAGUUCAGGAGGCUGUUCAUGCUUUGGAACAGAUCAUCAGUGACCUUAAAAUGCGAAUGGAUUAUGCAGAAAUUGUAGUUGACCAGAAGUUCCACAAACAUAUCAUCGGGAAAAAUGGUGUCAACAUCACCAGAAUCAAGAACGAAACAGGUGUUUCUGUGCGCAUUCCAUCUGAUGGGGACAAUAGUAACAUAAUCAGGAUUGAAGGCGACCCAGCUGGUGUGGCCAAAGCCAAGCAAGAGCUACAGGAAAUGGCAUUAAGAAUGGAGAAUGAAACUUCCAGAGACAUCAUCAUAGAGCAACGAUUCCAUGGUACUAUCAUUGGAGCAAGAGGAGAAAACAUUCGAGAAAUCCGGGAGAAAUUUAAUCAGGUUCAGAUAACCUUUCCAGACCCUGGGAAGAAGAGUGAUGUGGUGACCUUGAGAGGACCUAAAAAUGAUGUGGACAAGUGCUACAAACAUCUGCAGACUCUUCAUAAGGAAAUGAUUGAAAGUAACUAUCAAGCACAGGUCCACAUCUUCAAGGAUUUCCACAAGAACAUAAUUGGGAAGGGUGGAGCAAACAUUAAAAAGAUCCGUGAUGAAACUAAUACACGCAUUGAGCUUCCAAGUGAACAUGCAGAGUCAGAUGUGAUUACCAUUACUGGGAAAAAGGCUGAUGUGGAAUUGGCUCGUAGCAAGAUUGAGGACAUUCAGAAGGAACUGGCUAACAUAAAAGAAAUGACUGUAGAAAUUCCUCAUCGUCUUCACAAUUCCAUCAUUGGGUCCAAAGGACGUCUCAUUCGUGCAAUCAUGGAAGAAUGUGGAGGUGUUAUCAUCCGUUUUCCUCCAGAGGGAACCACCAGUGACAAAGUUACCAUCCGUGGUCCAAAAGAUGAUGUUGAGAAUGCACGCAAGCAGUUACUGGACCUUGUAAAUGAAAAAAAAGAGUCCAGCUUCACAGCAGAGAUACGUGCCAAGCCUCAGUACCACAAGUUUCUCAUUGGCCGUGGAGGUGCCAACAUUAAAAAGGUACGCGAGAACACCGCAACACGAAUUAUUUUCCCUGCAAGUGGGGAUGCUGAUCAAGAAUUGAUUACCAUCAUGGGCAAAGAGGAGAAUGUCAAGCAGGCCAAGGAGGAAUUGCAGACACUCAUUAAAAACCUGGAUAACGUGGUGGAGGCAGAGAUGACUGUGGAUGCCAAACAUCAUCGAUUUUUUGUGGCACGCCGAGGUGAGGUGUUGCGCAAUAUUGCUGAAGAAUAUGGAGGAGUUGCCGUUAGCUUUCCUCGCAGUGGAGUCAAAAGCGACAAAGUCACCAUCAAGGGCUCCAAGGACUGUGUGGAGGCAGCCAAGAAGAAGAUAGCUGAAAUGGUUGCAGAUUUGGAGGCCCAGGUGACAGUGGAAUGUGUUAUACCUCAGCAGUACCACCGCACAAUCAUGGGGGCAGGAGGAUCACGGGUGCGAGAGGUCACACGUGUGCAUGAGGUUGGAAUCAAGUUUCCUGACAAACCAGUGGCCAAUGGCAAAAAAGCUGAAGAGGAAGAAGACGCUGUUACCAAUGGUGAUGUGAAUAAUCUACAGGGGAGCAACAAGCUGGCUGGCAAGAGUGACAUCAUUAUUAUAACUGGCAAACCAGAGAACUGUGAACGAGCCAGGCAGGCAUUGCUAGAUCUGGUGCCUGUGACAGAAGAGGUUCCAGUUCCAUUUGACAUGCAUCGAUUCAUUAUUGGUCAGAAGGGACGUGAUGUUCGGCGCAUGAUGGAGGAAUAUGAUGUCAAUAUCUCUAUUCCACCUGCCACAGAAUCAAGUGACAUUGUGCGUGUAACAGGACCGCCAGAGAAUGUCAAAAAAGCUCGUGCUGCUCUCGAGGACAAGGUGGCUCAGCUGGAAGCUGAAAAGGAAGACAGGGCUCUUAAGAGCUUUCAGCUGAAGAUAGAAGUAGACCCACAGCAUCAUCCCAAGAUCAUUGGCAAGAGAGGUGCAAUUAUUAGCAAGAUCCGUGCAGACCAUGAUGUCAACAUCCAGUUCCCAGAUCGCAGUGAUGAAAAUCCAAAUGUGAUCACAAUCACUGGCUAUGAGGAAAAUGCAUGCAGGGCACGUGAUGAGAUUAUGAAUAUUGUGAAAGAACUGGAGGACAUGACUACAGAGAGCAUUCACAUCGAUCAUAGAAUUCAUUCACGCAUCAUCGGCAGCAAAGGACGAGCUGUACGUAGGCUGAUGGAUGACUUCAGAGUGGAUAUCCGCUUCCCACGCUCUGAGUCAACUGAUCCGGACCUUGUUGUUAUAACUGGACCAGAAGAAGCUGUGCUGGAUUGCAAAGAUCAUCUGCUCAAUCUGCAAGAGGAAUAUCUGCAAGAUGUGGUAGACAUGGAGUAUCUUCAGGACCUGCAGCACCCUCCCAGUAAAAGUCAAACUGGUCCACAGUCAGCCUCCCUGGCCACCCAAGGCUUUGUUGUGCGAGAUGCUCCCUGGGACCGUGCUCCAGAUACCAACAGCACUGAAGAGUUCCCAUCAUUUGGUGCUGUUGUUGCUCCCAAGUCUGGUCACUCCUGGGGACCAGGCAGGAAAUAUUAACUGUCCCACAUUUCCCAGGCCAUUGGUCACAGUGAGAGCUCAGUGGUCCAUUUAUGCGCACAUGCACGCGCACACUCUCUCUUUUUCUCUCUCUCUCGAAUUACAUAAGGCUUGAUUCUGGUGAGGCACUCACAUGUUCUUCCUUCUUUGCAUAACUGGCAACAAUGGUUUAUGUAGUAGUUUAAUUGUUCAGGUCACCAAUGACAAAGCUCAGCCAUUGAGCAGAUAUGAGAUAGGUGUUGUGAAGUGCAAGUCAGGAUUCAUUUAGUUGGAACCUUUUUUAUUAUUUUUUUUUGGCAGAUCAGAGUUUGAGAUCAAACUAGUUAGGGUUAGUUUUAUGUACAGCCUAUGUCAGCAGGCCAGUGCAGGGCAUUCAUUCCACUCUGGUCAGUCAGGGCAGUACCCAGAAAAGAGAUUAAGAAUGGGUUUGGUUGUGUUGCAGUGACUAGUGUCCAUCAAGGCAAGUAACAUGGUCAUGAUGUGUACAGUAAGAUAGGCUUAGCACUACAUUCAGCAAGAUUCUGAUGGGCACAUUUAAACAGCCUCUUUGCCAGAUUGACAUUUGGUCUGAAAAAUGGAAAUAAGAGGCAUUAACAUGCUGCUUAUUCUGUCUUAAAAAACUAAACAACUUCUCUGUCCUUCGUGGGAAUAAGGUUAGAUAUAGAAUGAAAGCAGGGAGAAAGAAUUACAGGGUGAAAUGAUUUUACAUCAGAUUUGAUGUUGGCAACAUGUACAAAUAUCGCAAGUCUUCAAAAUAAUGGCAAACUAUAAUUUGUUUUGAGCAAUGUUUUGAACCUGUUCAGAUGAGUGCACUUAUCAGAGCUCCAGCUAUGGUUUCCAUAUUGUAAAGUAAUACUUGGUUGUAAUAGGAUUACUGAACAUUUGUGUUAAUGCAGAAUUGUGUAAAGUGAUACAGGCAAAUGAUGAGUUUAUGAUUUUGUUGAUAAUGAGAUUUUAGGACUUGAACACUUGCAAAUGAUGUGCAGAAGAAGCAGUCAAAAUGAUGACCUCGAUGCCAAUGACUGUUACGAUAGCAUGUCAUGCAGUUUAGUCAUUGAAAUUUUCCAACAGUCCACUGUGUUAUAAGCACUUUUUGCAAUAUGUUACAUGGUUUAAAACCUGGUCAUAACAAAUGGCAUCCUGUGCUCAAAUGCAAUAUCAUGCUGGUAUCUACCAGCAGAGUUUAACACCAGCACUUUCAUCCUUUGUUUACAUAAAAUAGACAUUAUGUUCCAACCCCCUCUACCCAUAAAAAAAGUUUGGAGAGUGGGUUAGCAUCCAUUCUGUAAAAGAUCUAGCUUUGUUGACGCUGGUGUGGGGUUGACAGGUUUAAUGUUGGUUUUGCUGUAGUUUUAGGUUUUUGGUCCUCUCCACCUUUAGCUCAUCUGCUUCUUUAGACAUGCAGAUGCUGUCUGUUGGGCAGACCCUGACCCUCGGUGACGGGAGGCAAACUGAUUUUGGUCCUCUCCACCUUUAGCUCAUCUGCUUCUUUAUAUGCAGAUGGUGUCUGUUGGGCAGACCCAGCUCCCAGUGACAAGGGGGCAGACUGUUUUCUACAUGGACCAUGUUCAUGCUGACUUGUGAGUUUGAUGCUGGGUGUUGUGUUUGUAAUCAUUCAUUUUCUGGAAGGUUAUGGUCCACUUUCAACAGAAAUCAGUGUGUGAGCCGAUUAAUGUGUUCUCUUUGAGAAAAAAGUGUCGCAAAGAACAUGUUUAUGCACUGUGCCCUGACAACAGGAAACUGACAAUACAUGGAAGAAUCUGGUGCAUUAAGCAACAUUUUGUGAACAUUGAAAUUUUAAAUGCUUCCUAAAUUUUGUGACAUGCAGAAAAAUAAAUAGAGUGCGAAUGUAGUCUGAAAUCUUCAGAUAGUUUCAUUGAAAAUUUGCAGGGUUUAGUUUCCUGGAUUGCGUCUGGGACUCUAGUGGACCAGUUAGUGCUGAUCCCAAUCAUCUGUUAGUGUGCUUACAGCAUUCUGAUGUGACCAACAACAGUCCGCUCUAAUUGUCUGUAAGCCUGUGGGGUUUUUGAGUCGGCAUUCAGUACAUAAGUAAACCAUGGAGUUUGUGUACAUUUUUACAUGCUACAAAUAUAUUUACCUGUACAUGCUCCAGCAUCAGGUGUCCCACUUUGAAAACUUUGUGCUUUGAUUUUGGAGCAUUUGAUAAUGGUUGGAUCAGCUGUCCAGAUUCUCCUGCAGCAGGUAGGUCCUUGCAGACCAGUUGGUGGCUGGGCCACCCAAGUCACCUCCACUUCCCCUCCCCACUGCUUCUGUUUUAGAAACUGUUUUUAAAGAUUGCCAGUGGUAUCGGUACCCUUUUUAUGGGGGCUAGUGGGCUAUGCAUGCUAAAACAAUUAUGUAUACACUCUGUAAAUGCAUUUUACAUGAGGCAGAAGAGUGGGAGAGUGUAUGCUUGUGGUGUGUUAUCCAAGUGUACACUACUGGUAUAUCCAGCUUCAUUUGUGGUAUGAUAUCCAGGUGUACACUACUGGUAUAUCACACUUCAUUUGAGGAAUAAAUUUCUGACUGUGUGAUAGUAUUGUCUGUCAGGACAGCUCUAUGUGAUGAAUUUACAGGUAUAGUGCAAGUAUUUACCUGUUACACGUUCAUUGGAAUAAAAGUGUAAAUACAGUA
This is a messenger RNA of Pomacea canaliculata, 6592 nucleotides long. RefSeq names its product vigilin-like. The record is from RefSeq and is a predicted model, not a curated record. The coding region runs from base 200 to 3958 and encodes 1252 amino acids. Gene Ontology annotation, cellular component: nucleus; cytoplasm. Lineage: Eukaryota; Metazoa; Mollusca; Gastropoda; Architaenioglossa; Ampullariidae. Gene Ontology annotation, molecular function: mRNA binding. The transcript is spliced from 25 exons.